This is a messenger RNA of Lathyrus oleraceus (garden pea), 1750 nucleotides long. Its product is annotated as transcription termination factor MTERF8, chloroplastic. Bases 202 to 1332 code for a protein of 376 amino acids. Lineage: Eukaryota; Viridiplantae; Streptophyta; Magnoliopsida; Fabales; Fabaceae. Gene Ontology annotation, molecular function: double-stranded DNA binding. The transcript has a single exon. Gene Ontology annotation, biological process: regulation of DNA-templated transcription. The record is from RefSeq and is a predicted model, not a curated record.
GGAAAUCAGAGGUUGAAAUUUUUUUCUAAAUUCUAACCUUUAAAAACAAGAAAGAAAAAUCGAAUCGCAGGUACAGACUAGUCUCCAUCAACUAGGUGAAAGCUCGCACAUUCAUUCAUUUUUACUUCCUACGUUGCUGUUUCGCACUUCAAAUUUGUGAGUAAAUCAUUCAUCACUCUCAUUACUACUACUACUACUACAAUGUUUCAUUUUCUAAUUCCCAGAUUCAUUCCUCAUACGACACUUCAAUGUCCCUAUGUUUUUUCACGUUUAUUCAAUUUUCGUUCUUUCUCCGUUUUCAGUAAUCAUCCGUCUGACAACCUUACAUUGUCAAACCUCAUUAACUCAUGUGACUUGUCCCCUGAAACAUCCCUUAAACUCUCCACAAGGUUGAAACUCGUAAACCCUGAUGGCCCAAAUGCUGUCAUUCAACUUUUCAGAAGCUAUGGCUUCUCUGAUUCCCAGUUAUCAAAGCUUGUUAAGAAACGCCCUUUUCUGCUUUUGUCAGAUGCUGAAAACACCCUUUUGCCAAAGCUCGAGUUUUUGCGAUCUAUUGGGGUUUCAAACAUUGAUUUCCCCAAAAUCCUAACCGGGAACACUUCCUUUUUGGUAGCAAACUUGGAGAAAAACCUAAUACCUCGCUAUGAAAUCGUUAGGAGCCUAGUUCGUGACAAUAAAGAGGUAGUUUCGGCUUUGAAACACGGGUCAUGGAUUUUUUACAAUCAUUCCAUGGUGAAUGAUUCUGUUCCAAACGUUGAGGUUUUGAGGAAACUUGGUGUGCCUCAACGUUUUGUUUCGCUUUUGGUUUCUUAUUUUCCUAGUGUUGCAUUCAACAAGCAUUCUGUGUUUGUCGAGGCUGUUAAUUCAGUCAUCGAAAUGGGGUUCAAUCCUUUGAAACUUAAUUUUGUUUUGGCACUUCGAGUUAUUGUAAGUAUGGACAAAGAAAAUUGGGAAUCAAAAUUCAAGAUUUAUGAGAGGUGGGGCUGGUCGAGAGAUAUCUGUCUUUUGGCUUUCCAGAAGCGGCCUCAGUGUAUGUUGAUGUCGGAAAAAAGUAUUAAUAAAACAAUGAAGUUUUUGGUGAAGGACGCAGGUCUUUCACCAGAAGUCAUUGCUAAAUCCCCCGCGAUUCUGUCUCGCAACUUGGAGAAGGUACUUGUCCCUAGAUUUGCAGUAGUUAAGAUUUUGAAGUCAAGGGGUUUGAAAAAGAGGGGUUUGACCUUUAGCAGCUUUACUUUGAUAAGCGAGGAAAAGUUUCUCGAGAAAUAUGUGACUCCAUUUCAGAAAGAUUUGCCAUUGUUAUUGGAUGCAUAUAAAGCUACUAAGUCAGAUUGAUCAUAUGGAUAUAUACUUUACACUUUGAAGAUGUUUUUUUAGAUGUACUAGUACUUGAAUCAGUAGUAUGUUAGUACUUGUUACACCACUCACUGGCUACCUUCGAUUUGAAUUGGUUGAGCACUGUAAUAAACUAAGAAUCACCUCAUUUCGCGUCAUGUGUGGCGGCAUUCUUGAAUUGUAAACUAAGUUUCACCUCUUUUGUGUGGGGACUGGCUGGCUUGAAUUGUUUCGGCAUUCUCUAAUGUAAUGGGCUACAAAUUUCCAUAUAGUAGCCCUUUCGUUCAAGUGCAUUUUUUAUUCCUUUUGUAAGAGCCAACAUUUGAACUUCCUCUGAUACUCAGUUUCUAUCAGUUGUUAGAUUGUCAUGUUACUCAACUGUAUUUGUUAAUGUGCAGCAAAGGUGAGUGUUUUUUUU